This is a messenger RNA of Scomber japonicus (chub mackerel), 1479 nucleotides long. It is a transcript of the gene slc35a2, whose product is annotated as solute carrier family 35 member 2. NCBI's taxonomy places the organism in Eukaryota, Metazoa, Chordata, Actinopteri, Scombriformes, Scombridae. The transcript is spliced from 6 exons. Gene Ontology annotation, cellular component: Golgi membrane. The coding region runs from base 283 to 1446 and encodes 387 amino acids. Gene Ontology annotation, molecular function: UDP-galactose transmembrane transporter activity. The record is from RefSeq and is a predicted model, not a curated record. Gene Ontology annotation, biological process: pyrimidine nucleotide-sugar transmembrane transport.
UCCUUCAGUGGCCGAAAUCAGCAGCUGCUCGGCGGACUGCGUCCUCCCGAUGCUCCCGGUGCCUCCUCCGCAGGCUCCACAACAAAAAAUAAUAAAUACACACUCUGACAGACCUGCUGCUUCUUCUUCAUCCUUCAUCAUCCUCCUCUUCUCCUUCCUCGGAUAUUAAAAAGAAGGAGGAGUAUCUUUUAGUUUAGAUCCACACCUUGAAGAAGAAGCCCGGGGCUAGCUGGGGAAGCUAGCCGGGCCACAGCUCCGGACAGGCGGGCAGAGCAGCUCAGCAUGGCCGCGGGGAAGCACAGCCAGGCCGGGGAGGAGAAGGCGGCGAGUCGGGGUCAGAGUGACGCUAACAGGAAGUUGAAGUACAUCAGUCUGGCCGUGCUCGUGGUCCAGAAUGCGUCGCUCAUCCUCAGCAUCCGAUACGUCCGCACGUUGCCAGGCGACCGCUUCUUCACCACGUCGGCCGUCGUCAUGGCGGAGAUCCUGAAGGUCGUCACGUGUCUGCUCAUCAUCCUGCUGCAGAAGAAGUUCAGUGUGAAGGAGACGGCUUCCUUCCUGCUUGACUCCAUCGUGUUUCAGUAUAAAGACACUCUGAAACUCGCCGUCCCGUCUCUCAUCUACACGCUGCAGAACAACCUGCAGUACGUCGCCAUCUCCAACCUGCCGGCCGCCACCUUCCAGGUGACGUAUCAGCUGAAGAUCCUCACCACGGCUCUGUUCAGUGUGAUGAUGUUGAGGAAAUCUCUGUCCAGAGUUCAGUGGAUCUCUCUGCUGCUGCUAUUCGGCGGCGUCGCCAUCGUCCAGGUGCAGCAGGAAGGGAACAAGGAAGCGUCGGUUUCGGACAGCUCCUCCCAGAACUACACGGUUGGGCUGGUUGCCGUGGUGAUCAGCUGCAUGUCGUCGGGCUUCGCCGGCGUCUACUUCGAGAAGAUCCUGAAGGGCAGCUCCGCGUCCGUGUGGCUCCGCAACGUGCAGCUGGGCCUGUUCGGCAUGGCGCUCGGCAUGCUGGGAAUGUGGUGGAACGACGGCGCCGCCAUCGCCGAGCACGGCUUCCUGUUCGGCUACACCGGCAUGGUGUGGUGCGUCAUCUUCAACCAGGCGUUCGGCGGCCUGCUGGUCGCCGUCGUCGUCAAGUACGCCGACAACAUCCUGAAGGGCUUCGCCACGUCCUUCUCCAUCAUCGUCUCCACGGUGACGUCCAUCUACCUGUUCGGUUUCCACGUCGACCUGAUGUUCACGGCGGGGGCGGGGCUUGUGAUCGGCGCCGUCUACAUGUACAGCCUCCCCAAAGCGGCCGGCGGCUCCUCGUCGCCGGGCGCCUCCUCCUCCUCGGUUUCCUCGGCGACGGCGGCCGGGGCGGAGCGAGGCGCCGAGAUGGAGGCGUUCCUUCCAAAAGCUCAGGGAGGCGACGCGUCUCCUUCCUCUGCCGUCCACAUCACAGACUAACAGCUCAAAGCACAACAAGAGGAAGAGGAGGAG